Daktulosphaira vitifoliae (grape phylloxera) is the source of this 1630-nucleotide messenger RNA. Its product is annotated as anaphase-promoting complex subunit 1-like. Bases 106 to 1473 code for a protein of 455 amino acids. The transcript is spliced from 4 exons. Lineage: Eukaryota; Metazoa; Arthropoda; Insecta; Hemiptera; Phylloxeridae. The record is from RefSeq and is a predicted model, not a curated record.
CCUAUAAAAGCUACAGAUAAUUGAAUAUUUAAUUAGAAUUUAUUCGUGAAAAAAUAUUAUAAUUUUGACUAAGUAAACGAUUUUAUUUAUCAACAAGUUCAUAAAAUGAAUUCAUUCAAAUUGUUAAUUACAAAAUUCAUUAUAGUUUUAAUAUUUUCUAAAGAUAGUAAAUUUGUCAAGUGUACUGAUGAUGGAAAGUGUUUCGAUUCAGAAUGGCUAUAUAGACAACUUGCCGAUAUAAGAAUUCAGUUAAUGACGCUUAAAGAAGAUGUUGCUCAAAAUGUUAUAUCUGAUUCAACACUUAUUUUGCAAUAUUGCUAUCUUUUACCUGGAGAAAUUCCAGAUGAAGAAAUGCUAGAAGAUUUCAAAGAUAUUAAUCCAAGGUAUUCACCAGAACAAAUAUUAAAGUUACGAAGCUAUCUUGAAAAUAAUCAUGAAAAUAUUUCUGUUGAAAAAGAAAUGCGUGAUGAGUUUUGGAUUAAAGAAUUAAAUGAUGUUGAAUAUAAUAUGCUUACAAAAUAUUAUAAGCGAUUAAAUUUGGAUCCAUAUUAUAAAAUGACGUUACGUUUUCAUUGCACAAUAAUUUUUCGUGAAAUCGUUGAUAUAAAAAAGAAUAUUGAUGAUAAGAAAUAUAAAAUUUGUUUACUUUCAUCGUAUAUUAUUAAUAAUAAUUAUCAUAAUGUUGAUGUUUAUGAUAAUAACGUUAAUAAUGAUUAUAAAUUUGUCAAGAAUAAUUUUAAUGAAAAGAUUUUCGAUUCAGAAUGGUUAUUUAGACAACUUGCCGUUAUAAACAUUCAGUUAAUGACGCUUAAAGAAGAUGUUGCCAAAAAUGUUAUAUCUGAUUCAUCACUUAUUUUGCAAUAUUGCUAUCUUUUACCUGGAGAAAUUCCAGAUGAAGAAAUGCUAGAAGAUUUCAAAGAUAUUAAUCCAAGGUAUUCACCAGAACAAAUAUUAAAGUUACGAAGCUAUCUUGAAAAUAAUCAUGAAAAUAUUUCUGUUGAAAAAGAAAUGCGUGAUGAGUUUUGGAUAAAAGAAUUAAAUGAAGUUGAAUAUAGUAUGCUUGCAAGAUAUUACGAGCGAUUAAAUUUGGAUCCAUGUGAUCAAAAGACGUUACGUUAUCAUUUCACAAUUUUGUUCCGUGAAUUUGUGAAUAUAAAAAAGUUUAUUGAUGAUAAGAAAUAUAAAUUUUGUUUAAUAACUACGCCUACUGUUAAUAAUAAUAAUAAUAUUCAUACUAAUGAUAAUAAUAACUAUGAUACAAAUCAUAAUCUAACUAUUACAUGUAAUCCUGACAAUUAUUUUGUGGAAAUUCCUCCUACAGAACAAGUUGAUUAUUAUGUUGAAAAUGAUGAUGAUAAAAAUAAUGAUGAAAAUCAUAAUAUAACUACUACAUGGAAUACUGACAAUAAUUUUGGGGAAUUUGUUCGUACAAAUGAUGAUGAUUUUGUUGUUUAUUGUGAUGACAUUGUCUAAUAUUUGAUUAUAAUUAUUUUUCAAUUUAUUUUAUUUUUAUGUAAAACCAUUAUUUUUUUUUAAUUAUGAAAAACCAACAAUAAUUUGUAUAAUUCACAAAUAUAUAAUAAUAGUAUCUUAUCAAAUGAUAUAAAAUAAAAUAAAAAUUUAACUUUAA